CCUUUUUCAUCCAUCUUUUGUUCCUUCAAAGUCCCAUCCGUAACCUUCAUUCUAAACACUUUCACACUUUUUCAUAUUUUCUCUCCAUUUUUUCAAUAAUUUCAAUCAUAACAUUCUUUGGUAACAAAGUAAAAAAAUUUAUCAUCAUAUAGUCAAACAAAACAUAUAUGUAUCUCUUUUAACAUCCUUUGAUCACUUUUUUUGUGUCUACUAAUAUGCAAGAAUCCUCAAAACGCCAAGCAUGGUUUUGCACCACUGGGUUACCAAGCGAUGUCGUGGUCGAUGUCGGCGAUAUGGCAUUCCAUCUUCACAAGUUUCCACUUAUGGCCAAAAGUAAAAAGCUUCACGAACUGAUAACUGAACAUGAAACAAAUCCUCCAUCCGAACCCGAGGAAGAAACCGACGAAAUACAAGAAAAAAAAGACUGCUGCCACAUCACCCUCCCGGAUUUCCCGGGAGGUGCAGAGGCAUUUGAAGCAGCAGCCAAAUUCUGUUACACGGGGAAAAUCGAGCUUUCACCGAGCAACGUCGCCUUGCUCCGUUGCACAGGCGAAAUUCUUGAGAUGACCGAAGAAUUCGGGGAAAACAACUUAAUUUCCAAAACCGAAAGAUUUCUUUCACAAAAUAUGUUCAAAAGUUUGCGACAUUCAAUCAAAACAUUAAAAACAUGUCAGGAUUUAUUGCCUUUAUCCGAAUCCAUUGGCAUUGUUCAAAGAUGCAUUGAUUCAAUCGUUUCUAAAGCAUCUGCGUCUGAUCCGGCAUUAUUCGGUUGGCCAGUUAACGAACAUACCGUCACAGAUGAUAAAUGGUUCGACGAGCUUGUUGAUCUUAACAAGUCGUUUUUCAACCGUUUGAUAACGGCCAUCAAGUCACGAAACCCCAAUCCUGAAAUCGUCGAAAAUUGUUUGAUUUCGUAUGCGAAAAAACACAUUCCUGGAGUCAGUCGUGUUGGUAGACGAUCGUCUUCGUCUUCCGUACUAACAGAACUUGAGCAAAAAGAGCUUUUAGAAACCAUAGUCACGAAUCUUCCGGAAGCAACUGGCAGAUUAAGAUAUACACAGGGGGUUAGUAUGUUAUUCGGAAUGUUAAGAGCGGCGAAUAUAUUGAAGACCUCGGAUUCUUGUCGGGCGAAUUUAGAGACGAAAAUCGGGGUGUAUCUUGACCAAGCGGCAUUAGAUGAUCUUUUAAUACCGAGCUAUUCGUACUUAAUCGAGACGUUAUAUGAUGUGGAAUGUGUUCAAAGGAUAUUAGAUCAUUUUUUACAUAGUUUAGAACAGGUUUCAAAUGUUGAUGUGAUUAGAGAUGAUGAGGGAGGGGAUGAUGAAAAUCGGGCUAGAUCGGUUAGGUUGAUGCUUGUUGGAAAGUUAAUCGAUGGUUAUUUGUCCGAAAUUGCUUCGGAUACUAACUUGAAACCGGAAAAGUUUCUUGAACUCGCGUUCUCUUUGCCUGAACAAGCUCGAGUUUAUGAUGACGGGCUUUACAGAUCUGUUGAUGUUUAUCUAAAGGCACAUCCGUGGAUAAAGGAAGUGGACCGUGAGAAGGUUUGUGGAGCCAUGGAUUGUCGAAAACUGACGUUAGAAGCGUGCACACACGCAGCGCAGAACGAGCGGCUUCCACUACGAGCUGUAGUGCAAGUGUUGUUUUUUGAGCAGUUGCAGCUUCGUCAAGCGAUAGCUGGAACGCUUAUGACAUCCGACAUUGGAGAACUAGAUGCGGAAAGAAUACGGGAAGUGGUGCAAGAAGACGAAACAGCUGUAGAAGGGGAGGGGGGAAGAGGCGUCGGAGGCAUGUGGACUGCGGCGGUUAGACAAAACCAAGUGUUGCGACUAGAUAUGGAUAGCAUGAGGACGCGGGUACAUCAUUUGGAACGCGAGUGUUCAACUAUGAGAAAAGCGAUUAAAAGUAUGGAUGAAGUGAACCCAUCUCGACAAGGUGGAUGGAGAGAGUCGAUAGCGAAGAAAUUUAGUUGUAAAUUUAAGACCCAAGUAUGUGACUCGCAUGAACCAACUAUUGUUGAGGCUCGAAAGGGUCGAACCCAUGGGCACCAAAAACAGCAAUAGCUGAAUUUUUCAUUUUGCCAUGAGAUUUUUUUUUUUUUAGUACUACAAAAGGUAUCCAAUGUUAAUGAAGGAAAUAUUUUAUAUAAAUUUGUGGGUUAUAAAAUAUAAAUGGAGUUCCAAUGUGAUCACAAUCACAACUUUUGAGGGGAGGAGUGAUAGUGGAAACUGAGAAAUCUGUUUUGGAAGCAGGCUAUACAACUCUCUUUUGUUUGGUUGUGACCAAAUCAAGUCUCCACAUGUAAAAAAGCUUUAUUUGUUUUGUGGGUGGGAAUAAUACUUUCCGUAUGAUAUAGAUAUUUCCUUGUAAUGUAUCUAUCGUAUCGUGUCAAAGUUUCGGAUUAUUUUUAAAA
This is a messenger RNA of Erigeron canadensis, 2410 nucleotides long. RefSeq names its product BTB/POZ domain-containing protein At5g66560-like. Bases 216 to 2060 code for a protein of 614 amino acids. The transcript has 4 exons. Gene Ontology annotation, molecular function: protein binding. The record is from RefSeq and is a predicted model, not a curated record. NCBI's taxonomy places the organism in Eukaryota, Viridiplantae, Streptophyta, Magnoliopsida, Asterales, Asteraceae.